ACAGUUACUGGCCUUCUGCCAACAGUUCAGACCCACCACCAUCGAGCUACAGAGACUGUUAGGAACUCAGAUGGGCACAACCUGGCCUAGAGUGGGGGGGUGGCUUUCCUACAGUGGAUAUAAGGCUGAAAAAGACAGAGUGGGACCAUGCUGAUAACAUACCAUAUAAGCAGGCUGUCACUGACCUCUGUGACAAAAUAAAGACUCUCUUUCCCCUGAGAAUGGAUUUGGGAAAGAUAACAGCCUGCAAACAAAAAGAUGGUGAAACUGUAGUAUUUGGCCAGGCUCACAGAGAUCCAUUUUACACACAGCCGACUGAAAAAGCCUGAAGCUAUGGGGGGUAAUAAUACAAUCACCCCCUGGGAAGUACACCUACGUGACCGUUUCAUCAAUGGCAUCCACCCUGAGAUUGCGGACAUGGUGAAACGCGACUGUGUGAGCUGGGAGUAUGGUAACCUGGAGAUCAUAGAGAGCCACGCUGGAUGAGAUGAGCUAAGGAAGAAAAGUAUGCAGCUGACGGACAGAUGGCGCAGCUGAGGGCGUAUGAGAAUCAGAACAGAGACCAAGGCCGACGAGGAGACCAAGGCCGACGAAGAGGAAGAGGACGAGGAAUGUGGCAAAUGGGACAUUGGGCAAAAGAUUGCCCCAAGAAUCAUGAGCAGGCUGACUGACUAGAUGGGGUGUCGACGCCAGGUCGGGAAGGAGCUGGCUUGAACACUGAACUAGAGACGACAGAGCAUUCUUAACAUCAGUUACGUAAGAGCACCCACACUGACACAAAAGAGCAUGUGAACACACAACACACACAGAGAUUGAUAAGUGACGCUAUCUCUUACCUUGAGCACACACAAGCCACUGAUGACAAAGCCCCAGCAGAGAUAUACACCGAAUAUACACAUGAUGCAUACAAACGCAUGCCUGAACACACAAUCAAUGUUGCUGGAAAAGAUGUUUUUCUUGUGGAUUCUGGUGCAACUGAUUCUGUCAUCAGAGAGUCAGAAUUUGCAGUCCUUCCAAAGAUGAGUGGCAGAUUUGUGAGGACAGUAGGAGUUUCAGGAACACCCCUGGUGAAAAGGUGUACCACACUAUUGUCAUGCAGCGAAGAAAUUGAGAAAAACUUUAAACAUUCAUUCUUGUUAUCUAAACGAUGCCCGAUCAACAUUAUCGGAAGAGAUAUGAUGAUAAGAUUGGGAAUUAUUCUGAUUUCCACUCCCGAAGGCAUCAUUGUAGCCAGAAUUUUUGACACUGCAUCACAAUAUGUAAAACACAGUAGCAGGGAGCUAAUGUACUCUUGUCAAUGGAAGCUGCCUCACACAGCUGCUGGUUCUGUAAAUAACACUGAUCACCGAGGUCAAAGCUCUCUUUCCAGACAACUAUACACGAAUAGACAUCAAGGAACCACAAGAGACACUGCACAUCACAUGUACAUCUUGGGGUUGAUAAAAAUUGAGGACACAUGGUUCAGGCAAGACAAAGACAGAAACACAUUAAAGCUGAUCUGGUUGUACUGGAAUGAUAAAAAAUGCACUGUCUCAGUAGCUUUCGAUGAUCCACUUUGGAAAGCUUUGCUUCAAGUCCCUAACAUAUCCUCAUGUCCCCCUGGUCAAAGCAAAGCAGGAUACAUGGGAAUGCUUGGGCCCUUGGACCAGACAUUGUAAGGAAGCUGUUGGUUGGGUAAAGACAUCAGACUCAGGGUGGAUUUUCACAACCAACUUCAGGUAUUCCAAAAAAGAUUUUUAGCUAUAGCAACAGGGGUAAGAAGCAUUGAGCUCAUUCCAGGUUCAGAGGUUUUAAUGGCCAGUUUGGUAACAACAGAUGAUGAAAUAAGUCAUGACAAAAACAUUUUUGUGAAAGACGUCUCAGAAAUUCCUGAGUUAAAUCAGGUACCAUCCUGUUUGUGGGCACAACACAAGUGUGAUGUAGGAUUAAUCAAAGAUGCAGAGCCUGUAGUAAUCAUACCAAAAUCUUCAUACAGGCCGUGUCAGAACCAAUAUCCUUUAAAGAAGGAAGCUGUUGAUGGUAUUAAACCGGUGUUUGAUUCUCUUUUAAAAGCAGGAGUGAUUAUUCCAUGCGCAAAAUCUCCAGUCUGGACACCUAUUUUUCCCGUAUGAAAACUCCGGGACACCGGAGAGCCACAACAUUGGAGAUUCGUGCAGGACUUGCAGGCAGUGAAUGCAGCAGUAGAUGUGCGAGCACCCAAUGUUCCCAACCCACAAACGAUACUCUCACAGGUGCCACCUGGGACCAGCGGCAGACGGUGAACCUCACGAUUGUGUGGCAGUGAUAACAGAGACUUGCUCCCCCGGACCAGAUCUGCAGGAAACACCAUUGAUCAAUCCAGAGCUGGAGCUGUUUGUUGACGGCACAGCAUCACAAGAUCCAGCAACAGGUAAAAAUCUUGCAGGGUUUGCAGUAACAACCUUGUAUGAAACAAUUCUGGCUAAACCACUCCCAUCAAAUUACUCAGCACAGGCAGUGUUAGUUGCAUUAACGGAAGCAUGUAAAUGUGCUAAUGACCAAACUGUGAACAUUUUCACAGAUAGCAGAUAUGCAUGGGGAGUGGCGCAUGACUUUGGAAAACUCUGGGCAAACAAAAACUUCCUUACAUCCACAGGCAACCCCAUUGCACAUCACACACUGGUUGCUGAACUCUUGGAUGCUGUGCUGUUGCCUAAGCAGAUUGCCAUUUGUAAAUGUGAAGUACACACUAACAACCUUGAUCCUAUCUCACAGGGGAAUGCCAGAGCGGAUAAGGCAGCAAAAGCUGCUCCGAAACAAACACCGACCACUCAGUGUGUUGCAUUAACUAAUGAACCUCUGACACCUACAGCUGAUCUGCAGGGACUGCAGACAAGAGCAACGGCAGAAGAAAAAGCAGUGUGGCGAAAGGCAGGCUGCACUAUCACAGACAAAGUGUGGUAUGGACCAAGUGACAGACCAUGCUUACCAAAGUAUCUGUUCCAUUAUUAUGUUGUGUUGACCCAUGGGCGAGACCAUGGGUCAAAGAGUAGCAUGGUGCUGGAGCGGAGCAGAUGCUGGUUCGCAAAGGGAAUUAAUAACUUCUCUCAAAAAUGUAAUUUUGCCAAAAAUGCAGAUGGAUUUCAUUGAGCUGACACCCAGUGAGGGAAAGAAAUAUUGUUUGGUCAUUGUUGACAUGUUCUCUAAUGGCCAAACAGGAUUCAGCAGCAGUAGCAAAGAGUCUUAUACGACAUAUCGUCCCACGCUGGGAUAUUCCAGAUAAGAUCUCCAGUGAUAACGGUACACCUUUCAUGAGCGCAGCACUGAAGUGUGUAGGAGAGUAUGUUGGUAAUGAUUUAAAACAUCAGAAUCAGAAAUACUUUAUUGAUCCCCAAAGGGAAACUCUUUGUUACAGUGGCUCGCCUUUACGUCGGUGCACACAGGAGAAAGUACUAGCAAACAAUAUAAUACAAUACACUUAAAUAAAUUAAGUACCAGAUGGGUUAGUAUAUGGGCCAAUCAUGACUACCAAUCCAACAACCCAGGCCGGUAUGGUUGGAUUCACCAGACAGUGCUACACAUCUAGAGAUCACUUCCUGGGGACUUCAGCAUGCAAACAGAUUGUCACUACAACUUGUGGCAUUGAGUGGAACAAAGGAGCCCAAAGCGAAUGCAGGGGACCUCAGCCAUACAUCGCUCAGCUGAAUCUGACUGACACCACCAGCUUACACGGCCCAGGAAGCGACAAUCCCAUCGUCCUGAUGCCUACGCAGGAUGGAUUUGGAUCCCUAAGAGAGCAAGUGUGGGUGUAUGUGGACAACAUGUUUAUCAAUCCCUCAGACCAGGGUGGUGUGGCACCUGCUACCUUGCCACGUUGAUAACAUCUGUGAACCUUCUACCCACGCAUUUUCACACCCACUAUGCUCACUAUUACUUACCACACAGAGCACGGCGAUCCACUAUGAGAGUGUCACCAGGGGAGAAAGGAAUCAGUGGCAUCCUCCUCUGGUGGGGGACUGUGAAUAAUGCACACAAGAUAGACCACCUGGCCAUAGAUCUUGAGAACCUGACGGCACUGGUAGAGGUAGGGUUUUCUACUCUCACUCCUACCAUGCAGGGGAUCAAAAACGUGGCCCUGCAGAACAGAAUGGCUUUGGACUUGAUGCUGGCUAGUCAAGGAGGAGUUUGUCAUAUUAUUGGGACUGAUUGCUGCACCUGUGUUCCAGACAUCACAGACAAUAUGACUCAUGUUGUUUCCCAUCUGAACGACCUACUGCAUGAGGAGAAAAGCCUAGACUCCCAGAGUGUGGGAGGAUGGGACAUGUGGUCAUGGCUGACUAUGGGAGGAUGGAAGAAUGUGUUGAUGAAAAUGUUGGCACCUGUGCUCCUAGUUAUUGUGCUCUUCCUCCUUUUGACCUGCUGUGUAAUUCCCUGCUUCAGAUCAAUAAUUGCUACAGCAAUUAAAUCAUCUAUGGGUCAGUAUAUGAAUAUGCCAAUAGAAACAUCCAGCUCUGUUGAAUGGAUUCCACCGUUUGACAAUGAGAUAAUUUGAGGAGAAUAAAAUUGCAUGUAACCACAUUGGAUUUUGAAGUAUGAUGCAAAUUUAGAAUAGAAUGCUCAUGCAUGCUCAUAUAUUACUGCUAGAGCUAUUUACCUAAUGGUUACAGUUAUAAUAAUAAUAAUGAUAGUUCUGUUGUUUUGUUGAUUCCUGCAUGCUUAUUGUUUAUAACUUAGUUCUUUGGUUUAGUCUCAUUAAUUUUUUUAGUUCAUUUCUAUUUGCAUCCAUUUAUAAUGAUAAUGACUGCUAAUGACAGGCUACUGAAUUGAAUGUUGCUUGAUAAGCUAAUGAUAAGUAUAUGUGGGGUUUUUCUUCCUCUGACACUUGAGGUUUUCCCCACUUGUCUGGUUGUUUGAUUUUUCCUUUCCUACUUAACGUUUGUUCUUAAUUAUUUUGAUUAGCAUUUAUUUUAAGAUCAUU
Molecule: messenger RNA, 4936 nt
Organism: Siniperca chuatsi (mandarin fish)
Lineage: Eukaryota; Metazoa; Chordata; Actinopteri; Centrarchiformes; Sinipercidae
Exons: 3
Coding region: 2185-3108 (307 amino acids)
Molecular function (GO): RNA-DNA hybrid ribonuclease activity; nucleic acid binding
Source: RefSeq, a predicted model, not a curated record